AUGCAUGGCUCCAUCCAUGACUUCAGAAUGCCUUCCCUCCUUUCUACCGCUCACCUAACACUUCGGUUCCUACCCUCUUAUUUUCCCCGUUUCCUCCUCCAGGGCGACUUCUGCCAGACCCGUUUCUUGGCUUGCCGAAACAAAUUGGGAGACGGAGCUGACGGCGAUGGCGUACGCCCUUUGAAGGCGCCCUACCGUCGACUGUACUGCAGAGAAGACGUGGGCAAGCCUCUUGGGUUCAUGGAGGAGCUGGGUUCGAAACCUCUCUCCGGAGCAAUGGCUGAGCAGGUGGGACCUGAGGCCGAACUGGAGCAGGUGGUGUGGCAGCCGUAUUCCAGGGCAGUGGUCUUCCGCUCUCCGGUGGGUUUGGAGGUGAAGCUGGGUGCCCUGGUGCUGCUGCUGCUGGUUACCCUUCUGUGUGGGUUCUUGCCUCUCUGGGUCUUCCAUCGUCCCGGGACUGCAACCAGCUUAUCAGGUACUCGCAAGAAAGCGUUGAGCCUGGUGAGCUGUUUUGCCGGCGGCGUCUUCCUGGGCACUUGUCUCCUGGAUUUGAUUCCCGAUUACCUCAGCAGCAUCAGCAAGGCCCUGGCUGAUUUGGGGGUCACGCUCUUCUUCCCCCUCCAAGAGUUCAUCCUGGCCAUGGGCUUCUUCCUGGUCCUCGUCAUGGAGCAGAUCGUCCUGGCCUACAAGGACCCCUCGGGCUCCCUGGAGGAGACACAAUCCCUGCUGGGCUCUGCCUCGUACAACUCUGCCACUAUCCAGGACCGGGACUGGCCGGACGGCCCCCUGCCCCGGCAGCUGCCUCGGGAGGGCCGCCUCCGGGAGCCCCCCCACUUCCACGUGGAUUUCAACUCCCACUCGGUCAUCCGCUGCUUCGUGCUGCUGCUGGCCCUCUCCCUGCACUCCAUCUUCGAAGGGCUGGCCGUGGGGCUGCAGGAGGGGAGCGCCCAGGCCCUGGAGAUCUGCUUGGCUUUGCUGAUCCACAAGGGCGCCAUCGCCUUCAGCCUCAGCUUCAAGCUGCUCCAGAGCCGGCUGCGUAGCCGCGCUGUGGCGGGCUGCCUGGUCCUCUUCUCUGUCAUGACCCCGCUGGGCAUCGGGCUGGGCAUAGCUCUGACGGAGGCGCCCGUGGCCAUCCUCCACGGCCUCUCCCGCAGCGUCCUGGAAGGGCUGGCGGCCGGCACCUUCGUCUACAUCACCUUCUUGGAGAUCCUGCCCCACGAGCUCAGCUCCUCUGAGCAGCGGAUCCUCAAAGUCAUCGUCCUCUUGGCCGGAUUCGCACUCGUCACCAGCAUUCUGUUUAUUAAGAUCUGA
This is a messenger RNA of Euleptes europaea (tarantolino), 1311 nucleotides long. RefSeq names its product solute carrier family 39 member 1 (gene SLC39A1). The record is from RefSeq and is a predicted model, not a curated record. Gene Ontology annotation, biological process: zinc ion transmembrane transport. Lineage: Eukaryota; Metazoa; Chordata; Lepidosauria; Squamata; Sphaerodactylidae. Gene Ontology annotation, molecular function: zinc ion transmembrane transporter activity. Gene Ontology annotation, cellular component: plasma membrane. The transcript has 3 exons. The coding region runs from base 1 to 1311 and encodes 436 amino acids.